This is a messenger RNA of Pelmatolapia mariae (spotted tilapia), 2939 nucleotides long. Its product is annotated as copine-3-like. The coding region runs from base 129 to 1787 and encodes 552 amino acids. Gene Ontology annotation, biological process: cellular response to calcium ion; ERBB2 signaling pathway. Gene Ontology annotation, cellular component: plasma membrane. NCBI's taxonomy places the organism in Eukaryota, Metazoa, Chordata, Actinopteri, Cichliformes, Cichlidae. Gene Ontology annotation, molecular function: receptor tyrosine kinase binding; calcium-dependent phospholipid binding. The transcript has 16 exons. The record is from RefSeq and is a predicted model, not a curated record.
ACUCCGCCCACUACCACUGAGCUAGCUGUGCUGUUACUGCAGCAGCUGGAAACAAACCACAGCACCGCAGCAGUGUCGCUAGCAAGCAAGCUUACGAGCUCUUGUGAGUUGAGCGUUUCCGGGCUGCGAUGGCGGCAGUUGGAGUCCAGCAGACGAGGGUCGCAAACUGUGUGACCAAGGUGUCGCUGAGCAUCUCCUGUGACCAUCUGCUCGACAUGGAUGCAUUCUCAAAGUCCGACCCUCUAUGUGUGCUUUUCAUGAACUCCUCUGGAAACCACUGGUUUGAGGUUGGCCGCACGGAGAAAAUCGAGAACUGCCUCAGUCCCAAGUUUUCCAAGCCUAUUGUCCUUGACUACUACUUUGAGAUGGUGCAGAAGUUGAGGUUUGAAGUGCACGAUAUUGACACUGAAAACUGCAGUCUGCAAGAGGCUGACUUCCUGGGACAGCUGGAGUGUACCUUGGGACAGAUCGUGUCCUCAAGAAAACUAACAAAACCACUUGUUAAGAAGGACAAGAUGCCUGCAGGAAAGGGAACCAUUACUAUAUGUGCAGAAGAAAUGACUGACAACAGAGUGGUGGCAUUUGAAGUCGCAGCAAGAAAACUGGACAAAAAGGAUUUUUUUGGCAAAUCCGACCCUUUCUUGGAAUUCUACAAGCAGACAGAAACUGGAUGGCAGCUGGCUCACAGGACAGAGGUGGUGAAAAAUAACCUAAAUCCCGUUUGGAGGCCAUUCCAAAUCCCAAUUCAGUCACUUUGUGCAGGCGACGUCGAGAAACCUAUCAAGAUUGACUGUUAUGACCACAACAACAGCGGCGAUCACGACUUCAUUGGAACAUUUCAGACCUCACUCAGUCAAAUCCAGCAGGCAACAGAAACAUUUGCGGCGGAAUUUGAGUGCAUCAACAGCAAAAAGAAAGAGAAGAAGAAAGGAUAUAAAAACUCUGGCAUCAUCAUCAUAAAAAAAAGCAAGAUAGUGAGGGAGUACACGUUUCUGGAUUACAUAAUGGGAGGCUGUCAGAUUAACUUCACUAUUGCAAUUGACUUCACAGGCUCCAAUGGGGAUCCCAAAUUCCCCCAGUCACUCCACUACAUCAACCCUCAGGGCUACAAUGAGUACCUGGCAGCCAUCUGGGCGGUUGGUAAUGUCAUCCAGGACUACGACAGUGAUAAGAUGUUCCCUGCUUUUGGUUUCGGAGCACAGAUUCCUCCUGCAUGGCAGGUCAGCCACGAGUUUCCCAUCAACUUCAACCCAUCCAAUCCAUUUUGUGCAGGUGUAGAGGGUGUGGUAGCUGCCUACCAGCAGUGUCUGCCCCAGGUGAAGCUUUACGGCCCAACAAACUUUUCCCCAAUCAUCAACCACGUCGCCCAUUUUGGAAGACAGGCGCUGCAGCAGCAAACUGCAUCUCAAUACUUUGUUCUCCUGAUCAUCACUGAUGGAGUAAUCACGGACAUGGACGAGACACGCAACGCCAUCGUCAACGCCUCUCGUCUGCCCAUGUCUAUCAUCAUCGUCGGGGUCGGAGGGGCGGACUUCAGUGCCAUGGAGUUCCUGGAUGGAGACGAUGGGGUUUUGCGUUCGACAACGGGAGAGAACGCCAUGCGGGACAUCGUGCAGUUUGUGCCAUUCCGGAAGUUCCAAAAUUGUCCUAAAGAACUGCUUGCUCAGAGCAUCCUGGCAGAAAUCCCAGAUCAGGUGUCUGGCUUCUUCAACACCAUGAAUUUGAAGCCGCUUGAGAGCUGCACUCCUACUUCUGACCUCUCAGCAUCUGCGCCACCCCUUCUGUGAUUUAUUCUGAAACUAUCUUUCCUUCUUAAUGUCUUACCUACAAAUGUCUUGUGAUUCCUCACUUGGAAUUUUUUAGGAAAACUUCCUGCAGCUACAGGGUAAAGCCAUACUGCGUUAAUGUUAUCAGAGAUUUCCUAAUAUAUGCUAAUAUGUGGAAAUUUAUGUCAGUUAAGUGCCAGAUAUAAAUGUUGCUUUUAUUUUAUUACCUUUAUUAAAGGAUUUAUUGUAACUGUGUUGUAUUAGGUGAGUUGUUAUUGACUGUUGGUCACAUGACAGGGUCUGGAGUAUUUAACUGGGUACUCCAAUUUUGUGCUUAUAUCAUCUCCUCUGUAUUACAGCCAUAACUUUGUUGGUUUUCACCAUUUCAUGUUGUAAUGGAAAGUAUACAUUUCAGUUUAAUACGUUUUAAUUUAAAAUUUCCAGCAGAUUUCAGGUGUGAUGUAAUAAGUUUUACAAAAUGAAUCCAUAUGUACUGAUCCCGAUGUUCAAAAUAAUACAUUUGUUGUUCUGUUUUUAUAUACGUUUUUACAGUUAUGUGAUUUUGAUUAAAAAUACUAAAUGUGCUUGCAUGUCUUAAACAAAAAGAAUCAAAGUGAUUAAGAAAAUCCUUUUUUUACACAGUGUACUUUUUUGAUUUUUACUUUGUCUUAAGAGAAAGUAGCAAAAAAAUGUACUUCAACAUUUAUUAAAUCCCCCGAUACAUUUCCCUUGGUGUAUGUGUAAAUUCAUUGUUGAUAUUUGGAGCUGUUUACACUGAUGACUGUGGCGUUGCCUUAUGCACUAUACUUGUCUUUGUAAUGGACGCUAACUUUGUCAGUAUUUUACUUUGUUAUAAAACACAAUGGAAGGAAAAAUGCCAUGAGUUAUCCUUCUGCAUUCUUGUCAUGGUGAAAAAAUACUGCAACAGCCAGUUUUGCAUGUUGUUCUUCGUGUCUGUGUGUAAUCCAGUUCAAGAAAUAUUUCUGAGCUUUUACAGGUGAGACUUCAACUCAACUGGUGCAACUAAAGCAAAAUCUCUUCCCUGUCAGUUUUGGUAUAAAUCUAUAUUUUAAAAAAAUGAAUUUUUGGUGUUCUUUUUUUAUUCAAUGCUAUUUAUAUUCCUUAUUAUUCUGUUUUAUUUUCUCUUUAUAUAUAUUUUUGCAGGUAAUACAA